GAGCUACCCCUGAUCUCAUGAAACUUUUGUCUCUUGAGUCCUAUCGAAAACCCCACCCGUAAAUGUUUAGCGUUGAAAUUUUCAAGCGUGACGUUCGCCACCCAACUUCACGCCACCACCUAACGCUUCUUUCCGUAUAUAUCGUCCCCAUGGUACUCUAUACCACUGAUAGCUUUUCUUUUACACUUCCUGUACUUGCACCUAUCCGCCAAACGCUGUGAGGGUCUCUGGCAUCGACAUGGGCCUUCUGGAUCUUCCAUAUGAGAUUCUUGAUCUUGUCAUAGAUCUAACUUUGCCAAGCGGUCUCGAGGGCUUUGUACUCUCAUGCAAGACAGUGUACCGACGGUCGAAAUCCCAGAUCGAGCGACACAACGCGUUGAAGAAGCAAUGGAGCUACACAACAAACGCCAACCCAACACGGCGCGCAGAUACCUUGAGCAUCAUAUACAAGAUAUCACAGGAACCCAUCAUCGCCCAGUACAUCGAGUCCUUGAACUUGUGGGAUCGACGCUCAUUGGUAGACGUUCGUAUGAGUUCCGAUACAUAUCAAUUUCGGGACGACGAAGCUGCUAUAAAAGAUAUCAAAAGUCUCUUGUAUUCUGCCGAAUACUUUACCAAAGCGGACCCGGAAGAAUGGUGGCAAAGCAUUGUCAACGAGGACAGCACAGACGACAGCGAGGAUGCGGACAAGCUGUAUGCGACUAUCGCUCUACUCUCACUUCUGCCAAACCUCAAGACACUACAACUACCGGACAGAUGGCAUGAAGUCAGAAACACGGAGGCCGCCGAAGCCUUGGUGCCCUCUAUUGAGUCACUAGUAUCAACGUCAAAUAGUGUUGGAAUUCGAUCAAAACCAUUAGCGUCACUCGAGACUAUCUUUCCGUUCGUCGAGGAAGGCUACGACGUCAGAGUCGGCCUUCAAUGUCUUCAGCCUUUCAUGGUGCUUAAAAGCAUUCGAAACCUCUAUGCUGUGAGCUGCGUAGCUGUCAACGAUGACUGGGGAGGCAUACCGUUCGAAUGGCCAAGCCUCAGUCCCAAGUCGCCGCUAACGAGAUUGGAACUUGCGUGCUGCUGUAUGGACGCCACCGCUCUCGCGACACUACUAGCGAACACGCCAGCUCUCACGACCUUCAGGUACUCCCAUCAGACAAAAUGGGACGGCCUCGAAUACGACUGGAAUGCAGGAGAAUUCAUGGAAACAUUAGCCAACUACUGCGGCGAGCAACUCCUCGACCUCGCUAUCACUAUCGAUGAGCUACACGGCGACGUCGUCAACGGUCUUUCUUCCUUUAUGCGCUUUCCAAAGCUCCAAAAGCUCGAAGUAGACGUCCAAGCCUUCUGCGGACCACCUCUAGAGAGCGGCCAGCGACUAGGUCGCAAUGCCAGCAUUCCCGAAGGCGCAAGAGCUUGGGAGUACAUUGAUAUACCGUGCAUGGGCGACAUGCUGCCCAAAAGCAUCUGCGAGUUGCACGUCAACACUGAUUACCCCCAUCCCUCGGAACAGGCGCUAAAGGCGCUUUUCAAGAAUAUCAAAGACCGCCGAUUUGACAAACUUCUCUUGCUACAAACUGUGGUCAUUCGACAAUAUAGAUCCAGUACAGCAAAAGAUACGGCUGAAAAUCUCGGUAUCACUUUGGAGCCCUUUGAUGAAAGUGCUGCGCAGCCGAAACCAAGAUCGAUGAUGCCACAGUGGAAGAGGGAGUUCGAUCGUUUAGUUGGUGGCAUAGUGAUGACGGAGACAUAGUGAGGGACUGUAUUAUUUUAAUUCCAGCGCUGCAAAUCUGCAAAGCUGGUCGGUCCAUGGGCGAGUGACAUGGCUGGAUAACCUUGCUCUCGAAAUCAAUAGUACGUCUAGCGUCUGGAACGCAUAAUUCAUAGCCUAGCCCUUAUUAUUUUCUUGUUCAUUAUACCAAGCUCUCCGGCUUCAUUCGUCUCUUUGUAACUCAUCUCUACAGUUUCGAUAGUUUCUCACCAUCUAACGUCCU
This is a messenger RNA of Cucurbitaria berberidis CBS 394.84, 1985 nucleotides long. RefSeq lists its product as uncharacterized. Bases 239 to 1744 code for a protein of 501 amino acids. The transcript has a single exon. NCBI's taxonomy places the organism in Eukaryota, Fungi, Ascomycota, Dothideomycetes, Pleosporales, Cucurbitariaceae. The record is from RefSeq and is a predicted model, not a curated record.